ACACAUCACAAAACCUUAUCAGGGCAUUGAAUUUUGGAAAUAAAUAUAAAAUGCAAUUUGAUUUAUCAUAACGUUGUGCUAUUAAUAAUAUUAAUUAUUUUAUUUUGCUUAUCAAAUUUAAUUGAAUAACAUAUCAGGUUUUUGUUUUUGAGAAAGGCAAUGCUAAUUUCACUAUGGAUUCAAAUAAUGGAAAUGAUUCAUGGUUGGCAGAUUUGGAAACUGCUUUGGCCGAUGAUUGCACUUGCAAUGAUAUAUACACCAUUUGCCGAGGUAAAUUGAUUCCUGAAUAUUUUCGACCUGCUGUAUGGAAAGCUUGUUUGGAUAUAAAACGAAAAGGAAACCAAAUAUCACAAUUCAAUGAAAUAUUUGAUUUGCCAAAUCAGAACAGUUUACGAGAGCAUUGUCAGCAGUUUGUUGAUAAGCUAGGAAAUGAGGAAUAUGAUAAAGUAUCUGUGGUUUCUGAUUUAGAAUCUGUUUUGACAUUUUAUUGUAAAAAUAGACAUCUAGAAUAUGAAUCAAAUAAUGGGUGGAUAGAAAUUUUAUUACCCAUACUUGCAUUAAAAUUUUCACUUUCCGACACCUAUAACUUGUUUGAAAAUAUAAGAGAUAGUUACAUUCCAAGAGGGUGUGAGAAUAAUGGGAAUACAUUUCACGUAUUUCGAUUAUUACUUCAAUAUCAUGAUCCUGAGUUGUGCUCCUUUUUAGAUACAAAGCGCAUUAAACCAGAUUCAUAUACAUCUCAAUGGUUUUUGACAUUAUUUGCAUCUACUUGCAGAUUGCCAGUUCUCAUGUCUAUGUGGGAUUUGUAUUUUCAAAGGGCAGAUCCUUUUUUUGUUUUUUUCCUAGCAUUGAUCAUGAUAGUAAAUCAAAAGGAUCAAAUUUUACUUUUAAAAAACAAAUCUAAAGAAUAUAUUACUGAAACUUUAGCAAAUAUGCCUUGUGAGUUAGAAUUAGAAGAUAUUGUAGACUUUUGUAGUUUAGCUAGUUAUUAUGAGAAUAAAACUCCAAAAUCAUUCAAAACAAAAUUACUAGCAGUAUUAUAUGGAACACAUGUGAAAGAUGAUGAUUUUGUAAUUUCUCAGGCGCUAUGUCUCCCUGUUUCAGUUGAAGAAUUAGUUGACAAUUCAUCCCCAAAUACCCAAAAUUCAUUAGAAAUUGUCCGUUUCUUCCUUGUUGAUUGUCGACCUGCAGAACAAUAUAAUGCUGGGCAUUUUCCUACAGCUUUUCAUUUAGAUUGUAAUCUUAUGCUACAAGAGCCUGCAGCAUUUUCUGUUGCUGUUCAAGGUUUGUUAUCUGCACAAAGACAAGCACUUGCUGUGAAUUCACAAGCUGGCGGAGAACAUUUAUGUUUCCUUGGAUCUGGGAAUUUAGAGGAAGAUCAGUAUGCACACAUGGUUGUAGCAUCAUUUCUGCAGAAACAAACACAAUUUGUGUCAUUACUUACAGGAGGCUUUGCUGCUAUACAUAAAUAUUUUGGAAAUCAAGUUGAUGAUUAUUUAAGAGACCAUGAUAUUGCUUUGUGCAAUAUUUGUGCGAAGGAAGGAAGGUCACAGUUUAAUAUGAGCAAGUCAGAUAAAAACUAUUUAGCACCUUCUGGAGAUUUACUUGGAAAACUAUCUGCUGCUAUGAAGAGCAAAUCAGCCGAAGUUAAAGGAAAACUGUUUGACUAUAUAGUGAAUCCUAAUGUAGGACAAAAUACUGUAAUUACAGAUAGACAUGUUUUGAGCAGUGAAAGAAAUGGUAAAAGGUAUAGAAACGUAGCACCUGUUUUUAGUAUCGACGAUGAAAAUGAUGAUAGCACUGUAUCCGAACCGCCUUCGCACAAAGAAGAGAAAGAAAUUAUUAAUGUACAAGAAUGGUUGAAAAAGCCAGAAGUAAUAAAAUCCUUUAAAUGUCAAGAAGUGCAAUUAAAUGGAUAUAUGUAUGAUAGUCAUUUAUUAGUGACUAACACCCACAUGAUUGUUUUAAGAGAUUUGCAAGAUGCAAAAGGAAAAGCUCAAGUUAUAGUUAGCCGACCGUUAUCAAAUAUUGUCAAAAUAACUGCAAAGAAACGUCAUAGAGACUUAAUUACAUUUAAAUAUGGCAUUCCAAGUGGUGACACAUUACUUAUAUCAGAUAUGGAUAAGUUUUUAAUUCCAAAUGCUAGUGAUGCAACAACUAUUAUAUCUAAGCAAAUUGUUAUGCAACUUAAUAGAGAUAGUAUAGAAUGAUUUAUAUCUAUAUUUUU
This is a messenger RNA of Ctenocephalides felis (cat flea), 2227 nucleotides long. It is a transcript of the gene TBC1D23, whose product is annotated as TBC1 domain family member 23. Gene Ontology annotation, cellular component: trans-Golgi network. NCBI's taxonomy places the organism in Eukaryota, Metazoa, Arthropoda, Insecta, Siphonaptera, Pulicidae. Gene Ontology annotation, biological process: retrograde transport, endosome to Golgi. The record is from RefSeq and is a predicted model, not a curated record. The coding region runs from base 174 to 2210 and encodes 678 amino acids. The transcript is spliced from 2 exons.